UAUCUGAGUCUGGCAACAACAAACAAAAUGUAAAAAGACGGAACUUGUUGCAAAAAUUGCAAAAAAAAAAAAUACAGAAAAUAUCUUAGACAAGCACGCGACAGUGCAGCAAUAUAAGAAGUUAAAGUGCUUAACAUACGCUCAAAAAACUAAAUGCGCAUUAAAAUGGAUUGUGAAGUGCCAGAGAAGCAAAAACAUCAACAGCAUCAACAGCAACAGCAGCAACAACAACAAAGCGCCAACAAGUUGUAUGCUAGAAAGCCACAGACGUCGCAACAACAACAACAGCAGCAGCACCAACAGGAAAGCAGCGAUGAUGAUGAGUUGAGCACAACGGAACGUAAGAAUCUGGAAUUCGCACAGAAAUUGGGCUACAGCGAGCAAUCGAUACACACGGCGUUAACGCGCCUUGGCUCAGAGGCUAAACAAAACGAGCUGCUCGCCGAGCUCAUCAAGUUGACUGCAGAUGCGCCCCGCCCACCACCCGCUAACAACAACAACAACAGUAGCAGUAGCAACAGCAGCAGCAACAACUUCUAUGGAUCACUGCGUCACAUUGUCAUCGAUGGCAGCAAUGUGGCAUUGUCGCACGGAAAUAACACUGUUUUCAGCUGCCGCGGCAUUCGCAUUUGUGUCGAGUGGUUUCGGCAGCGCGGCCAUCGACAUGUCACAGCCUUUGUGCCGAACUGGCGCAAGGAGUUGGCCAACAACAACAUUACGGAGCAGGAGCUCCUCUAUGAGCUUGAGCAGGAACGUGUCCUGGUCUUUACGCCCUCGAGGCAUUUGGAUGGCAAGCGUGUCUCGUGCUACGACGAUCGUUUCAUCCUCAAGCUGGCUGUGGAAACCGAUGGCAUUGUAGUGUCCAACGACAACUAUCGUGAUCUGCUUCUGGAGAGCAACGAGUUCCGCAAAGUGGUGCAAGAGCGUCUACUGAUGUACUCUUUUGUGGAUGACAUAUUUAUGCCGCCCGACGAUCCGCUAGGUCGCUCUGGUCCCACUCUAGACAUGUUCCUGCGCACCCAGGCGCAGCAAAAGAUGCCCGAUGCACAGCAGCAAUUGUGUCCGUACGGCAAGAAGUGCACCUAUGGCCAGAAGUGCAAGUUUCGUCAUCAGUCCACUACGUUGCAGCUACAGCGUUUGCCACUCCAAGUCUCGCACAGUGCACCGCUGCACAGCAACAGCAAUGGAGGUGGACCACAAUCAACAAGCAGCAAUUGCAGCACCAUUAGCGGCGUCAGUGGCAACAGCAACACCGCCAAACUGGCGGCACUUGCGCGCACCAAGUCGAAUACAGUUGAAAUCUCUCAGCAGCAACAACAGCAGUUAUGUCAUUCCUUCAACAGCCAAUUGGAGCUGGAGGCGGAGUCUUCGCAGCAGCUCAAUCGUCACAAGAAACUGCAGCGUCAGGCAGCUCCACAACCACCAACUUCCGCCUUCAGACUGCUGGUGCCCACUUACAGUGCACCACAACAGCAGCAGCAACAAACUCAACCAAUGAACAACAGCAGCUAUCAUCACCAGUAUCUAACGCGCACGCCAUCUGCACCGUUGACAGAUCAGCAUCAGGCUGCCAAGUUGUCGCUGUCAUUAUCGAUGCCCGUCGGCCACAAUUUGGCCCAUCAUCUGUCUGCCUCGGAUUCGCGCAUCAACGAAGAGUUGCACUCGACGCAGGCUUCGCGCGAGGAGCAGCGACGUCUGUUGCGCUAUCACUUGAGCAGUCUGUUUCCGCAGCAUCAGGUGCACGCUGUGCUUCAGCUGUAUCCCGAUGAGACGGAUGCCAAGACAAUCUGUGCGGCUAUACUUAAUUUAUUUCCACAUAAUUAGACUUAUCAAUUAAACUAAGCAAAGCAGACAAAAAAACUUAUGAUUGAGAUACGUCCGUAAAUUAUUUCAAUUUCUUGUUACAGUUUUCAAGUUCAUCAAUAUAAUAGCUACUAUUAUUAUUUAAUUAUGUAUUGUAAUUUAUUUACUUUUGUAUAUGUAGAUGUAUGUAUAUGUGUAUUAUUUCUUUACAAGCAACCUAGUUGUUUACAGCUCCAGGCCACCUGUAGCCGCCGUAUCAUAGGGCAACAUCACAUCCACGUUAUCCCUGACUACGCCCACACGACGAUCAUGUGUGCUUCUGUGAUUGCGCAGCUUGUACGCUUGGGGAAAGCCCUUGCCGCAAAUCUCGCAGCUGCCAAAAGUAAUAGAGAAAGUUAGAGUCAAUUCCUUAGAGGGACUUGCAAAUAAGGCCACUUACACGUGAGGCUUCUCGCCAGUGUGUAUCAUCUUGUGGAAUUUCAGUGUGUUAGUGUAGGUGAAGGUCUUGUGGCACACAUCGCAUUCAUAAGGACGCUCAUUAGUGUGAAUACUGAAAUUAGGAAAGAUUUUUAUAGCUGCCAUUUCACUACAACUCCAACUACUCACCGAUGAUGCUUAUUGCGCGUGGACAAGUCCGCAAAGGCCGCCGGACAAUAGCUGCACUUGUAUGGCCGGUUUCCCGUAUGCGUAUUCAUGUGUCGCGCCAACUG
This is a messenger RNA of Drosophila sulfurigaster albostrigata, 2513 nucleotides long. It is a transcript of the gene Regnase-1, whose product is annotated as probable ribonuclease ZC3H12C. The record is from RefSeq and is a predicted model, not a curated record. Gene Ontology annotation, cellular component: cytoplasmic ribonucleoprotein granule; nucleus. Lineage: Eukaryota; Metazoa; Arthropoda; Insecta; Diptera; Drosophilidae. The transcript has a single exon. Bases 154 to 1824 code for a protein of 556 amino acids. Gene Ontology annotation, molecular function: RNA endonuclease activity; metal ion binding; mRNA binding.